UAACUAUUCCACGCCAUAGUUCUUAGAUCUGUGGAGGCAAAGAGAGAGAGAGUCGCCAUGGCCAUGGCGACUAGGGUUUUUCUGCUUCUUUUCUUAGUCUUGAUAUCAUCGCCAAGCCCUAGUAAUUCUCUCUAUGAGGACCAAGUUGGGCUCAUGGACUGGCAUCAACAGUACAUCGGGAAAGUGAAGCACGCCGUGUUCCACACUCAAAAGGCCGGACGGAAACGCGUGGUGGUGUCGACGGAGGAGAACGUCAUCGCAUCUUUGGAUCUCCGGCGCGGGGAUAUUUUUUGGAGGCAUGUGCUCGGGCCCAAUGAUGCGGUAGAUGAAAUUGAUAUCGCCCUUGGCAAAUAUGUCAUUACCCUUUCGUCAGAGGGAAGUAUUUUAAGAGCAUGGAACCUUCCUGAUGGCCAGAUGGUGUGGGAGUCUUUCCUUCAGGGCCCAAAGCCAUCAAAAUCAUUAUUAUCAGUAUCAGCAAAUUUGAAAAUUGACAAGGACAAUGUGAUCUUUGUUUUUGGAAAAGGGUGUCUCCAUGCUGUUUCAAGCAUAGAUGGUGAGGUGCUUUGGAAGAAGGAUUUUGCGGAUGAAAGCUUAGAGGUUCAACAGAUAAUUCACCCUCUUGGAAGUGAUAUGAUAUAUGCUGUAGGAUUUGUGGGUUUGUCUCAGUUGGAUGCAUAUCAAAUUAAUGUUAGGAAUGGUGAAGUGCUGAAGCACCGUAGUGCAGCAUUUCCUGGUGGCUUUUGUGGGGAAGUUUCAUUAGUUUCAAGUGACACACUCGUGGCACUAGAUGCCACUAGGUCCUCUUUAAUAUCAAUUAGUUUUCUGGAUGGAGAAAUCAGCUUACAACAAACACAUAUUUCAAAUCUUGUUGGAGAUUCGUUUGGGAUGGCUGUCAUGUUACCUUCUAAGCUUUCAGGGAUGCUUAUGAUAAAAAUCGAUAACUAUAUGGUAUUUGUGAGAGUAGCAGAUGAGGGCAAACUGGAGGUUGCGGAGAAAAUUAAUGAUGCAGCAGCAGCUGUUAGUGAUGCUCUGGCACUCUCUGAGGGCCAACAAGCUUUUGGAUUAGUUGAACAUGGAGGUAACAAGAUUCAUCUCACAGUCAAGCUUGUUAAUGACUGGAAUGGUGAUCUGCUCAAGGAAAGCAUUAGAAUGGACCACCAAAGGGGCUGUGUGCAUAAAAUUUUCAUAAACAGUUAUAUCCGGACAGACAGGUCUCAUGGGUUUAGGGCCUUGAUUGUCAUGGAGGAUCAUUCACUGUUAUUACUGCAACAAGGUGAGAUUGUCUGGAGUAGGGAGGAUGGGCUUGCCUCAAUUAUAGAUGUAACAGCAUCAGAAUUGCCCGUAGAAAAGGAAGGUGUAUCUGUGGCUAAAGUGGAACACAAUUUAUUUGAGUGGCUGAAGGGACACAUGCUGAAGCUUAAAGGAACUCUGAUGCUUGCAAGCCCUGAGGAUAUGAUAGCCAUACAAGGAAUGAGGUUAAAAAGCUCUGAAAAGAGCAAAAUGACCCGAGACCACAAUGGUUUUAGAAAGUUGCUCAUUGUACUUACUAGAGCAGGGAAGCUUUUUGCCUUGCACACAGGUGACGGACGGGUUGCCUGGUCUGCCUUGUUGCAUUCUCUUCGUAAUUCAGAAGCUUGUGCAUAUCCCACUGGACUUAAUGUGUAUCAGUGGCAAGUUCCCCAUCAUCAUGCGAUGGAUGAAAAUCCAUCUGUUCUUGUAGUUGGCAGGUGUGGACUUGGUUCAGAUGCACCAGGUGUUCUCUCCUUUGUUGACACUUACACAGGGAAGGAACUUGAUUCAUUGUUUCUCACUCAUUCCAUAGAACGAAUUAUUCCCCUUUCAUUCACAGAUUCAAGAGAACAGCGCCUCCAUCUAAUUAUAGAUACUGAUCACCAUGCACAUCUAUACCCGAGAACUCCUGAGGCUAUUGGUAUCUUCCAACAUGAGUUACCCAACAUAUAUUGGUAUUCAGUUGAAGCUGAAAAUGGCAUUAUCAGAGGGCAUGCUUUAAAGAGCAAUUGCAUUCUUCAAGAAGGUGAUGAAUACUGCUUUGACACCAGGGAUUUGUGGUCAAUUGUAUUCCCAUCAGAGUCGGAAAAGAUUCUUGCAACUGUGACAAGAAAAUUGAAUGAGGUGGUUCAUACUCAAGCUAAGGUAAUAACAGAUCAGGAUGUGAUGUACAAGUAUGUAUCGAAAAAUCUUCUUUUUGUAGCCACUGUUGCACCCAAAGCCACUGGUGAAAUUGGAUCAGUUACGCCAGAAGAAUCAUGGUUGGUUGUAUAUCUUAUUGAUACUGUAACCGGCCGUAUAAUAUACCGCAUGACUCAUCAUGGUACACAAGGUCCUGUCCAUGCUGUUUUUAGUGAGAACUGGGUCGUCUACCACUACUUUAAUCUCAGAGCACACAGAUAUGAGAUGUCAGUUGUUGAGAUCUAUGAUCAGUCUCGGGCGGAUAACAAAGAUGUGUGGAAGCUUGUUCUUGGAAAGCAUAAUCUUACUUCACCUGUUUCUUCAUAUUCUCGACCUGAGGUCAUAACGAAAUCACAGUUUUAUUUUUUUACCCAUUCUGUGAAAGCAAUGGCAGUGACAUCAACUGCCAAGGGUAUAACAUCGAAGCAGCUCCUUAUUGGUACAAUUGGCGAUCAGGUUUUGGCACUUGAUAAGCGUUAUCUGGAUCCUCGUCGAACAAUUAAUCCUUCACAAUCUGAGAGAGAAGAAGGAAUCAUUCCUCUGACAGAUUCAUUGCCAAUCAUUCCUCAGUCAUAUGUGACACACAACCUUAAAGUAGAAGGUCUGCGAGGCAUAGUAACAGCACCUGCUAAGCUGGAGUCAACUACCCUUGUCUUUGCUUAUGGAGUGGAUCUGUUCUUCACCCGGAUUGCACCCUCACGGACGUAUGAUUUGCUUACCGAUGAUUUUAGCUAUGCUCUACUUCUAAUUACAAUAGUUGCAUUGGUUGCGGCAAUAUUUGUAACAUGGAUUUUGUCUGAGAGGAAGGAACUGCAAGAGAAGUGGAGGUAACUCAAAUCUCUUCUCUAGUCAAUCUUUCACUGAUACCUUUUUCAUCAGGUUACAUCUUGAUUUUGCUUAGAUGUGGAGGUUCACUCCUAACUUGUAAUUUUACAUAGACUUUGUAGCAUGCCUUCUCUUUAUGUCACUCUUAAUUUUUGUUAUGGAAUAUUUAAAUUUAGUACCCUU
Vitis riparia (riverbank grape) is the source of this 3198-nucleotide messenger RNA. RefSeq names its product ER membrane protein complex subunit 1. Gene Ontology annotation, biological process: protein folding in endoplasmic reticulum. Gene Ontology annotation, cellular component: EMC complex. The transcript is spliced from 12 exons. Bases 58 to 3021 code for a protein of 987 amino acids. The record is from RefSeq and is a predicted model, not a curated record. Gene Ontology annotation, molecular function: protein binding. NCBI's taxonomy places the organism in Eukaryota, Viridiplantae, Streptophyta, Magnoliopsida, Vitales, Vitaceae.